AUGCCGGCCAAGUCCAAAACCAAGAACAAGUCAAUAUGGCGUUCCGAAAACGCACAGCACUUCCAGCUUGUCCAUCGAUCGCAGCGUGAUCCGCUGAUCAACGACCCAGAUGCAGGUGCACACGUGCUGCUCUCGUACGACCCGGCCAACCAGUCGCGCGCCAAGGGCAAGACGAGGGCAGAGCUCGAAGCUGAUGCGUCCGUCAUCCGCGACAAGUACGGCAAACCCAUCAGGAGUAACAUCGGAGAAGCGGCCAACUACGGCAUCUACUUUGACGAUUCAGAAUACGACUAUAUGCAGCAUCUUCGACCCAUCAAGGAUGACGAGAAUGUCAAGAGGGGAGGAGAGAAUGUCGACGAAACGGUCGACACCAUCCUCGUUUCUGCAAAUGCCGGUAGCAAGGGGAAGACAAAGGGAAAAGAGAGCUUCGCCUUGAAGGAUCGAGAUGCCCAAGCAGUCAACAAGGAGCCUGCUCUGAACUUGCCAGCGUCGGUACUGCCUUCGCAAAAAGAGAUGCCAUUCAGCUUCACCUCGCAUCUCGCCGUCGAACCAUCAUUGCAAGGUUUUCAACCGGAUAUGGACCCACAUUUGCGACAAGUGUUGGAGGCGCUGGACGACGAAGCGUUUGUGGAUGAUGAUCUGGACGACGACUUUUUCGGCGAGGUAGUGCAGGAUGGCGAGUGGGAUGGCGUGGUCCGAGAAGAAGAUGCGUGGAGAGAGCAAGCGCCCGAAGGCGACGAAGCUAUCUGGGCUGAUCCAGCGACACGAGCAGAAAACGAGUUGGAGCAGAACGGCGCCGAAAACAUGUCGCUCGAAGCACGAGUGGCCUUGUUCAAGAAGCAGCAGGAGCUUGCACGCAAUGCUAAGCCAUCAUCGGACGACCCAGCGCAAGAUAGCGACGAAGAUCGAGACCAGCUUGCAUCUCUUCGAGGUGGAUCAAAAGCAGGUACCAUGUACACGGUUGGCGGCUCUGUAAUUGGCAAAAAGGGUCGUCCCGGUGCGCUGGCCAGAAGGGCAGCAAGCACCAAAGCUCCAUCAAUCGGGGGUGGCAGUACUGCUUGGUCGAUGAGUUCCUCUGCCAUGUUCCGCAACAAAGGCCUCACCGAUCUCGACGACCGUUUCGCCCAGCUUGGCCGUAAGUAUGGCAUUCGCGAAGAUUUUGACCCCUCGCUCGAGUCGCUGGAGGAUGAAGAAUUCGUGGACUCGGACGGCGAAAAGGCAGGCGAAGAAGUGACACGCCAAGACUUUGAGGGUAUCAUGGACGAUUUCCUCGCCAAGUACGAGACCAAACACGGAAAGCUUCGCGAAGCACUCGGUGGUGUCGACUCGACCUCAGUGGAAAAGCUGAAGAUCUUGCGUCAGGCGCUCGGCAAAGCGCGCAUCAACGGAAAAGAAUGGGAAGGAAAGGAUCUCGACGAAGGCAAAGGAGAAGGAGACCUUGGCGAUUACGAAGACUAUGAAUCGCCUGACGAAGAGAUCGUUGAUCCGGUACCUCGAAGUCACAUGCGCGAGAAGUGGGAUGUCGAGACAAUCCAAUCUACCAAGACGAAUCUCGAGAAUCAUCCGCGCACUAUCUCAGCGAAAGAGAGUGUAUUUGGCGGCAGCAACGCAUCCGCCUUCCGCCCCGGCAGUGUCGCUGGCGGCAGCGCGGUCAACAGGAACAUGCUGGGUAACGGUAUGGCACCCAGCAUGACGAGCUACACCAGCCAACGUCCGUCAGCCUCUGCUUUCCUCAACGACGAAGAGAGGCUGCCCAAGAUUCGCAUCAACCCGCGUACUGGAUUCCCCGAGAUCGUCGGCUACUCGAAACCUCGUGGUGUCAACGGCAAGAAGGCGUCAACCUCUGAAAAGCUCUCACUCGAUCAAGAGCAAGAAGAUGAUGGACGCGGACCCCCUUCCGAAAGCGACUCGGGCUCGGACACCGAAGACGGUGAGGCCGGCGGAUCGGACUAUGACUCGGACGCAACAGAAGGUGGCGAGUUGGCAAGACGUAUGACCACCAUCGCCGUGACCGCCAAACGCGAUCGCAACGAGAGCAAGGAAGACCGCAAGGCACGAAAAGAAGCUCUCAAGGCGAAUAAAAAGGAGCGCAAGGAGCGCAAGAUGAAAACCAAACAGGCGUUCGCUAGCGAAAAGAAAAAGCAGACCAAAGCGGAGAGGGGCCGGAAGGAGACCGAGGGAGGACCUGCUGGUAUGCGAUUGUUAUAG
This is a messenger RNA of Mycosarcoma maydis (corn smut), 2208 nucleotides long. RefSeq lists its product as uncharacterized. The transcript has a single exon. Gene Ontology annotation, cellular component: cytosol; preribosome, small subunit precursor; nucleus. The record is from RefSeq and is a predicted model, not a curated record. Bases 1 to 2208 code for a protein of 735 amino acids. Lineage: Eukaryota; Fungi; Basidiomycota; Ustilaginomycetes; Ustilaginales. Gene Ontology annotation, biological process: ribosomal small subunit export from nucleus; ribosomal small subunit biogenesis.